Purpureocillium takamizusanense is the source of this 830-nucleotide messenger RNA. RefSeq lists its product as uncharacterized. The record is from RefSeq and is a predicted model, not a curated record. NCBI's taxonomy places the organism in Eukaryota, Fungi, Ascomycota, Sordariomycetes, Hypocreales, Ophiocordycipitaceae. The transcript has a single exon. Bases 1 to 420 code for a protein of 139 amino acids.
AUGCUUCGUAUGGCGCGCGAGAAAAAAAGGCAACAUGUCGUGCCCAGAGGUUCUCUACUUCCUCGUAAUACCCCGGUGCGGGCCCGGGUCCCACGCGGCACGUUACCGCAGGACGGCGGCGACGGCGGCGGUGACCACGGCGCGCUGGUGUUUGCGGCCGUUUUGAUGCCAUCCGACACACCACAAUGGCAUGACGCCCGCCUUGGCCCCGUGCGCUGCGUCCCGCACGACCGUCCCAUGACCCGUAUGAUGCUCGUAUAUACGUAUGUCCAAUGUCUUUGGUCUUUCCUUGGCCGAAAUUUGUCUGCUGACGACGCGGGCCUUGGGGUGACUAUUGACCAUGUCGUCGCCGUCGUCGUCGCCGUUGAGAUUGAGAUGGGACACAUUCAUGUAAAUCGUCAGGCGCGCCGUCGUUGCUAAUCAGGGACGAGCCCUCGUUCUCGUCCACCCCCCGCUAGAGUCUCGGCCGCAGUUUGAUGAGGAUGCGAGGGGGGGCCCCACGGUGCAACGUGCGUGCGUGCGUCUGCGUUGCAUUGGUACUUGACCAACCGUCGCGCCUAACAGAACAGGUGCUGGUCCUGCUAGCAUUAUUACUGGUCCUUUGUAGCCACCAGAGAUAAAAACGGGCAAGCAAGGGGCGAACGUCGCUGUUGGGCCCGAUGGUGAUGAUGGACGUCUGUGUGUGUGUCUAUCUGUCACGCUGCAUGUUCAGUAGAUGCGCCAAGUCCUGCACCUGUUCGAAAGCAAAGCAAGGCAUGCGUUUCGCCGCUCACAUGCUGUAAUCCAUAUAUAUGCUGUACCACAAUCCUGCCAGUUUACAUCUGUCGCAC